Formica exsecta is the source of this 2389-nucleotide messenger RNA. Its product is annotated as zinc finger protein Elbow. Gene Ontology annotation, cellular component: nucleus. The transcript is spliced from 2 exons. The record is from RefSeq and is a predicted model, not a curated record. Gene Ontology annotation, biological process: negative regulation of DNA-templated transcription. Lineage: Eukaryota; Metazoa; Arthropoda; Insecta; Hymenoptera; Formicidae. The coding region runs from base 1 to 1548 and encodes 515 amino acids.
AUGACAAACUUAACCUCCGAGCGCAAAGGAGUAGGAUAUACGGUAGAAGCUGCGACAUCGGUGGAAAAGUCCGAGAGGGUGUUAGAUGCAAAGAAAAGUCCACUCGCGCUGCUCGCACAGACCUGCAGCCAAAUAGGAGCGGAUCCACCGUCCAACAAAUCGCUGCUAAGUUCCUUGGACAAAUCGUCGAGUAACAGAUCGUCCAAGACCGCGGAGCAAUCUCGCGACAAGUCGUCGCCGACGGUGACAGUGUCGGUCACGGUGCCAACGUCGACGAUCGAAUCCACGAAAACCAGUUUCAAGCCGUACGAAUCUUGCCUGGGACGCGAAAAGGCAUCCAGCCCGGACGAGCAGCGAUCGUCGUCGAGUCACUCGACUUCCGGCCGAUCCCGAACACCCGGCAGCGGUGGCAAACGAUGCCCUAGCAAUCAGAGCGCCGCGUCAACGCGUGCAGUCACGCCGCAAGGUAGAAAAACGGCGACGCCGAACGGGGAAGUCACGCGGGACUCGCCGGUUUCGAGAAAUUCGGCGCCCUUGAUACCGUCGAGCACAGCGGAGGCCGCUACGAGUCAACCAACCGUCAGUAGCCCCUCGUUACAAACGAAACCCGCCUACAGUCCCGCCGGCGUCCUCGCGAUGACCGAUCCAUCCAUCAAGGAUCUCCCAUUGGGCACGUUCAAGCCGGGCGUCAGUCUACCGGUUUCCACCGCCGCCUACUUGGGUUACAGUCCCAAUCAAUUACCCAUCGACGUGAUGGCCAGCUCGCUCAUGUCUCAGCAUCACGCCGCUCUGAAGAACGGUCUCGUAGCCGCUAAUCCUUAUCUCGGUUAUACGCGACUGAAAACGGGCGGACCCGCGGACAGCCUGAUGCCAAUAUGCCGCGAUCCCUACUGCACCGGCUGCCAACUGAAUUCGCAUCUACUGUCGAACUCCGUGGCGACCACCGUCGCCAGUAUCGUCAAUGGAAAAUUGCCAUCGGGCGCGGGCGCUACGCCGGGUUCCUGUUCGGCCGGAUGCGCCCAGUGCGAUCACAAACCCGGCACCGUCUCGCCUUAUGGACCGCUCGGCGCGGCAGGAGCGGUAUACGCGCACGCGCAGCUAGCCGCAUUGGCCGCCGGCACGCAGCUACCUUACGUAUGUAACUGGAUCGCGGGCGACACUGCGUACUGCGGCAAGAGAUUCGGCACGUCGGAGGAGCUGCUGCAGCAUCUCAGGAGUCACACGAGCAUGUCGUCGAGCGGCGCGACCGAUCCCGCGAGCGCGGCCGCCGCGCUGUCCCUGCUAUCGCCACCCAUCGGAUUACCCCCGACCCAUCCCCUGUUCGCCAGGUCUUAUCCCACGCCACCCUUGAGCCCGCUCGCCACCGCGCGCUAUCACCCGUACGGGAAACCCUCGCCGCUGUUACAGCCGUCUUUGUCGUCGUUGGGCCUGCCGCUUCCGCCGCCACCGCCGCCGCAUCCGCACGCGACCGCCGGACUGCCGCCGUAUUUCUCACCGUACUCUAUCUACGGGCCUCGUCUAGGCGCCGCCUCCGGGAUGCAUCAAUGAGUUCUCGGUAACAAGCACUCGUGAGCCAAACGCUUGCGAGGUGAGUUGACCGGCGAACUGUGAUUUCUCGACGAAUUCGAGCACGUAAACGGAGAGUAUCGCGUGUGCUUGACGUGAUGCUUGUAUGUAUUUACGGAGCCUCGUAAGGAGGAAGGUCUGAAGUUAUCGAGCGGAUAUCGAGGCGCGGUAGGAUUGUUUCUUUUUUAUUUUUUAUUUUUUUUUGUUUUUUCGAUUACUACGCGAUGGUCUGCGUCUUCUGCAAAUUGUACGCUAAGCCUUUUUUUUACCUUGCGAUUGAAAAAGCAUAAAACUUAAAAGAUUGAAUAAUGUGUGCACACGAAACGACAUCUUCUACUUGUUCUUAGGCGCGAAUAGUUAGUGUUUCCAUGUUAACGCAGCCGGAAUUUUGAUAUAUAUUUCGUAGAUAGUAUAAACUUUUUAAUAAAUAUUAAGUUUUGAGAAUAUAUAGAAUUCUCAAUAAAUAUUCACUUAAAAGUCCCACUUUGCAGGAACUGUUUCUUUUGAUGGAAAGUAAGUUGUUCUAUUCAAUCUUUCGAGGUCAAAGAAAUAAAAUAAUAUGGCUGCGUAUCCCUACCUCAGCUCUCUUUACAGGAAUAAUAAUCUAUUUUUGUCAAAACUGAAUUGCAUUCGAACUGCAUUUAGGAUGAUUAAUUCUCGCUCAGCAGCGUCCGGCGUAAUAAUAUAUGAAUACGGACAGCGGUUGCUUGUAUUGGCUAUCAUUAAUUUCACUUGACAAGAAUCAGGAUCAAAUAGGAAUUAAAUAUCUUUUUGAAUUCUUUAAAAGAUUUUUAUAAAAUUUUAGCGUUCUUUGUAAAGAUUA